AUGACAUCCGUGCAUGCCUAUUACGAACAGGCCGAGGUUUACAACUGGCUCGAUGCCAUUUCCGGGGACAACGGAAGCAUCGACCCAAGGACACUCGAAGUCCACCAGGUGGUCACCACCCACCACAACACCCACCACCCGGACCAACCAUCUCAGUCCGAACAACACCAAUCACCCCAGUCAUCACACCGUUCCUCUCUCGACCUAGGAGCUCUAGCUCCACUAAAGCUGGAGCAUGAACCUCCAGCGACGAGACUCCUCGGCAAGUCAUCUCUUCAUCGGCUGUACGAUCGAAUCGGCCAACACGACCCACGGCAGACAUUCACCGAGUUCCGCAACGAAGUAGACUCGGCAUCUCUAGCCACGACUGACACCGACUCGGAGUACGAAAGCUGUUUGCUCCCAUUCUGUGGAGCCCUACCACCACAGUCCGGAGAAUCCUCUGCAACCGCCUCUACUUCUCCAUCACUGUCCCCCUCUCCGCCUACCAACCACGAACCCCAGUGGUUGCCUCUUGUGGUUGCACGAGUUGUAUCGAGCAAGGCCCUCAAAGCAUAUCGGGCCUUGAAGAAGAAGUUUUCUCGGUGA
Molecule: messenger RNA, 588 nt
Organism: Penicillium verrucosum
Lineage: Eukaryota; Fungi; Ascomycota; Eurotiomycetes; Eurotiales; Aspergillaceae
Exons: 2
Coding region: 1-588 (195 amino acids)
Source: RefSeq, a predicted model, not a curated record